This is a messenger RNA of Microthlaspi erraticum, 2538 nucleotides long. The record is from the annotation of a GenBank genome assembly. Lineage: Eukaryota; Viridiplantae; Streptophyta; Magnoliopsida; Brassicales; Brassicaceae.
AUGGAUUCGGAGCCGGAGUGGAAGCUCUCGUCACUCAUUUAUCAACUAAUGAACAUCGACGUAUCAGACUCAGAGUCCAUAUCAGUCGCUAGAGGGAUUUACUCUCUCAUCGACUCUAUGGAUUUGGAUUCCCAACCGGAGCCAGAGUCGGAGCUCAUAUCAGUCAUUAAGCAAUUAAUCUCUCUUUUUAGCUCCAUAUCGGGUUCAGAUUCGGAACCGGAGACAGAGCUCAAAUCACUCCUGACUCAACUGAUCUCUCUCAUCAGCUCCAUAGAUUCUGAUCUGGAUCCGGAGCCAGUGCCGGAGCUCAUGUUACUCAUCACUCAAGUAUUCCAUGGUAUCCCUUCUUUGGCUAGGGGUUCGGGGCUCAGAUCCUGCAUUUUUCGAUUAUUAUCUAUCGUUGACACUAUGGAGAGGGAGGCGAAGCCGGAACAUCUUAUUUCUAUGGAUUCAGAAAUGGAGCUGGAAUCGGAGCUCAUAUCACUUAUUUCUCAAUUGUUCAAUGCGGAAAUGGAGUCGGAGUUCGUAUCAAUCAUCCAUCAAAUAAUCUCCUUCGUUAACUCUAUGGAUUUGGAUUCACAGCCGAAGCCGGAGUCAAAGCUCAUGUCACUCACUUCUCAAAUACUCUCUUUUUUCAACUCUAUGGAUUUAGAUUCGGAGCCUGGGCCACUGUCGCAGCUCAUAUCACUCAUUUCUCAAGAACACUACUCUAGUUUGGAAUCGGAGCUCUUACAACUUAUAGAUGAAGUACUCGAUUUGGAGCUGGAGUCGGAGCUCAUGUCACUCAUCAGUCAGAUACUCUCCCUCGUCAUCUCCAUGGAUUCAAAGCGGCAGAAGCUUAUUUUCUUGUGCCCUCAAGUAGAGGUAGACUUUGAACAAGGAAAGUUUCAUGUGACUGGAAAAGUACAUGGGAGCAAUAAAUGGAGGGAUUGUCUCCCUAUGUUCUGGGACCAACUCAGUUUGCCUGGGGAAGAAACUACCCGUUUUCGCUGCGUUGGUUGCAAUGGGGAGAAGCAUGGAACAUUUGAAAAGGCUCCACUCGAGAUUAAACACCCUCUCCAUCCAAAACAUUCUCUUCAGCUUGUCUUGCUGAGUGAACAUGAAGAAAACAUGAAAUGUUAUUGCUGUGAUGGAUAUCUCAAAGACAUAUUUUACUGUUGCGUGGCUUGCAACUAUGUCAUGAAUGUAGCUUGUGUGGAGAAACUACCGCUCUUAUCUAUAGAUCAUCCUAAGUGGCAUGAGCAUACACUUGCUCACUUUCCAAGACAAGCUUCUUUAACUUGCGACCUUUGUGCCCUGGCAGAUUCAAGCUCUCCUUUCUAUAUAUGUCUGCUUUGUGACUUUGUGGUCCAUCAAAGCUGUCUCAGCUUACCACGUGUCAUCCGGAUAUCUCGCCAUCCCCAUCGAAUCUCUUUUACUCCUUCUUUUGACCAAUUAGGAAAUUGGUCUUGUGGUAUUUGUCGCAAAGAGAUCAACAAUGACUACGGAGGUUAUUCUUGCAUCAAGGAUGGUAGUUCGUACGCGGCUCAUUCAAGAUGUGCCACUCAGAGCAAUGUGUGGGAUGGUAAAGAACUCGAGGGAGUGCCAGAAGAAACUGAAGAAGAAGAGAAGCCGCCGUUUGUGAGGAUAAGCGAUGGUGUCAUUCAACAUUUCAGUCAUGAACAUCAUCACCUCAAACUUGAUGAGAAUGCUGGCAGAGAUUACGAUGAGAAUAAGCAGUGCCAAGCGUGCAUCACACCGAUCUAUUUCAGCAACUACUACUCGUGUAUUCAAUGUGAGUAUAUACUACACGAAACAUGUGCAAAUCUUUCUCGCAAAAUGCAUCACCCUAUACAUCCACAUCUGCUUACUCUAGUAAACGUAUAUGACCGUGUUGUAAAAAUAAGCGCUGGUAGAAAGAACUAUAAGAGUGCAUGUUCAGCUUGUCCUUGGUUGUGCACAAUUGGUUUCUUCUAUGUGUGCGGUGAAGAAGGAUGUCGUUUUAAGGUACAUGUGCAGUGUGCUACAAUUUCUGAGCCAUUAGAUCACGAAAGUCAUAUCCAUCCUUUAUUCCUAACAUCCAAACCAGGAGAGACCAGAAUAUGUUCAGUUUGCCACUAUAAUGAUUACGCAGAAACAUUCAACUGCAUUGAAUGUGACUUCGCUUUGUGUUUCCGGUGUGCUACUUUACCUCCAAAGGUGAGGUAUAAGCAUGAUACGCAUAUCCUCGCUCUUUCUUAUGGGAAAGAGGCAAGUACUACGACGUACUGGUGUGAAGCUUGUGAGGGAAUCAUAAAUCUGAAUACGGGGUUUUAUAUUUGUGAUGAGUAUUGUUGUGUUACUCUACACAUUGGUUGUCUCAUUGGAAAGGACUUAUACAUGAAGCCCGGUUCAUCGUGGUUAUACAAAGAUAGCGAAGUAAGCGUUCUGCCCAACAAUCAGCAUAUGUCUCGACCUUUUUGUUCUGAUUGUGAGAACCGUUGUCCUUUCAAAAUAGUGUUCCAGCGCUCUGGAUCAAUAUUUUGUACCACAAGGUGUAUGCGUAAUAGUAUUUGGUAA